CCCUCCUCCCUUUCCUCCUCUCUCCUCCCCAUUCUCUCUCUCUCUUCCGCCCUCCUCUCCUUCCUCUUGCAGACACUGCAUGCCUCCGAGUGCGUGCAGAGGUCUCAGUUCAACCCCGGAAUGUCGCAUCAUCAUCAGCUUCUCCUAGCGCCCUCGUAGUUCUCUAUCUCUGUCUAUCUUUAGGACUAUAAACACUGCGAGCAGAACCCGGUAGACUGAUAACCGUUACCUGAGGGUGCUACCGAACCCCGUGGUCCCUCUCACCCCCCCUGCCUGCUUAGGAAGCACAUCACCUCUGCGUCUUGUCUCUCUGCGCCCCGCUGCUGAGCGAGAUCAAUCAGACAGACAGAGCGGAUCUUCAAGGGGACAAUAUUCAUCAUCAUGAUCAAUAUCAACAUAUGGACCAAGCGAUAACGGAAUCAGCUCUGUUACUUUAGUAGAUUCUCAGCAUCCAGGCGCAUUAACGGGAUUCUGCCUCCGUCUCUGUGUCCUUGAGCUCGGCCUGUACAGUGAGUCAGUGGUUCCAGUCUGCUCUACCACUAGUCCUUCUCUCAACCCCCAACCCCUUCAUAAGCGAGACAAGAGAGAAGAGUGGAGUCGCCAAGGACACAGGGAGAACGCUGGAGGCAGCCCUCAUCCCUCGGAGUGGGAGAACAAAAUACUAGAAAAAUAACUGAGUCAGUUGUUUCUGAGAUGUUGCUGACUGGUCCCUGGUUAAAACAUUGACCCCUGACCCUACUGGUUAGCUAAUGAAGUCUGUGUUUAAGACUUGUGUCUAAGAACUCUUGAAAGAAGAAGGAAGGACCAGCGCUUGGUGACUGGCUGGUAUAAAUAAGCAGAAACACUCGCUGCUCCGAGAAAGAGAGAGAGAGACAGAGAGAGAGAGAGAGAGUAAGUCUGGACUCGUGUGUUCCAGAUGAGUGGGUGAAACCUCUCCAGAGAAGGAAAUAGAGACCACAGAGAGAGAAGAGGACCAAAUCAGUCUGUCAGAAUGUCUACCACCGCCACCAUGGGAGAGAUGGCUAACAGUGCUGUUGAGUUCUACCCUAAAGGCCGGAGCCGAGGUGGAGGUGGGAAGGGGGAGGGUAACAAUGCUGUAGAGGGAGAUUUUGGGGUGACGGUGGAGGAGCUCAGGGAUCUGAUGGAGCUCCGGGGAGGGGAGGCCAUUCAGAAGAUACAGGAGGCAUACGGAGACUCAGAGGGCCUGGCCACUAAACUGCUCACCAACACUAUUGACGGUCUAUCAGGUGACCAGGCAGACCUGGAUCGUCGUAGCAAGUCAUUCGGUCAGAACUUCAUCCCUCCUAAACAGCCCAAGACCUUCCUGGAGCUGGUCUGGGAAGCUCUUCAAGAUGUCACUCUUAUCAUCCUGGAGGUGGCAGCUAUCAUCUCCCUGGGACUGUCCUUCUACCAACCCCCUGGAGAUGACACUGAGGCAUGUGGUAACGUGUCAGGAGGGGCAGAGGAUGAGGGCGAGGCUGAAGCCGGGUGGAUUGAGGGUGCCGCCAUCUUGCUGUCCGUCGUCUGUGUGGUCCUGGUGACGGCCUUCAAUGAUUGGUCUAAAGAGAAACAGUUCCGUGGGCUACAGAGCAGGAUAGAACAGGAGCAGCGCUUCGCCGUCGUGCGGAAAGGAAACGUGAUCCAGAUACCUGUAGCUGACAUGGUGGUGGGGGACAUGGCUCAGGUCAAAUACGGGGACCUGUUGCCAGCGGAUGGUAUCCUGAUCCAGGGAAAUGACCUGAAGAUUGAUGAGAGUUCUCUGACUGGGGAAUCAGACCACGUUGGGAAGACUGUGGACAAAGACCCUAUGCUGCUCUCUGGUACCCAUGUGAUGGAGGGUUCGGGUAGGAUGCUGGUAACAGCUGUGGGGGUCAACUCUCAGACUGGCAUCAUCUUUACACUGUUGGGGGCCGGAGAGGGGGAGGAGGAAGAGGAGGAGGAGGAUGACAAGAAGAAGAAGGGGAAGCAGCCCGAAGUGAUGAUGGAGAACAACCAGAAUAAAGCCAAGAAGCAGGACGAGGCUGUAGCCAUGGAGAUGCAGCCUCUGAAGAGUGCAGAGGGAGGAGAGGUGGAGGAGAAGAAGAGAGGCAACACCACAAAGAAAGAGAAGAGUGUUCUACAGGGUAAACUCACCAAACUGGCUGUGCAGAUUGGGAAAGCAGGCCUGGUGAUGUCAGCUAUAACAGUGCUCAUCUUGGUGUUGUAUUUUGUCAUCCAGACGUUCGUAAUAGAAGAUCGUGUGUGGCUAGCAGAGUGUACUCCAGUCUAUGUCCAGUACUUUGUCAAGUUCUUCAUCAUCGGAGUGACUGUGUUGGUGGUGGCUGUACCUGAGGGCCUGCCGCUCGCUGUCACCAUAUCACUGGCCUACUCUGUCAAGAAAAUGAUGAAGGAUAAUAACCUGGUUCGCCACCUGGAUGCAUGUGAGACGAUGGGGAACGCUACGGCCAUCUGCUCCGACAAGACCGGCACUCUGACCACCAACCGCAUGACUGUCGUACAGACCUUCCUAGGUGACCAGCACCACCGGUCAGUUCCGGAACCAAAACAGGUCAACCCCAAGACUCUAGAACUACUGGUCAACGCCAUCGCUAUCAACAGUGCCUACACAUCCAAGAUCAUGCCUGCAGACCAGGAGGGGGGUCUAGCUAAGCAGGUGGGGAACAAGACAGAGUGUGGCCUGCUGGGCUUCGUUCUGGACCUACAGCAAGACUACAGCGCUGUCCGAGACCGGGUCCCUGAGGAACAGCUGUUCAAGGUGUAUACCUUUAACUCGGUGCGUAAGUCCAUGUCCACGGUGGUCCAGCAACGAGACGGAUCCUUCAGACUCUACAGUAAAGGAGCUUCUGAGAUACUACUGAAGAAGUGUUCGUAUAUCAUGGACGUUCAUGGAAAGCCACGUAAUUUCAGACCCAGAGACAGGGAGGAGAUGGUGAAACAGGUGAUAGAGCCGAUGGCGUGUGAAGGGUUAAGGACGAUCUGUAUCGCAUUCCGAGACCUUCCAUCCAAUCCCGAGCCAGACUGGGACAACGAAGAAGUCAUCGUUACUCAGCUGACCUGUCUCACUGUGGUGGGCAUAGAGGACCCUGUACGACCUGAGGUGCCUGAUGCAAUUCGUAAGUGUCAGAAAGCGGGCAUCUGCGUAAGGAUGGUCACAGGAGACAACAUCAACACAGCCAGGGCCAUAGCAGCUAAAUGUGGCAUCAUCCAUCCUGGAGAAGACUUCCUGUGUAUCGACGGCAAGGAGUUCAACCGGCGAAUUAGGAACGAGAAAGGAGAGGUAGAGCAGGAGCGGAUCGACAAGGUCUGGCCUAAACUACGAGUCCUCGCUCGCUCCUCCCCCACAGACAAACAUACACUGGUCAAAGGCAUCAUGGACAGCACUGUGUUGGAGCUGAGGCAGGUUGUCGCGGUAACCGGAGACGGGACAAACGACGGGCCGGCACUGAAGAAGGCCGACGUGGGCUUUGCCAUGGGUAUAGCCGGUACAGACGUGGCCAAGGAGGCAUCUGACAUCAUAUUAACGGACGAUAACUUCAGUAGCAUAGUGAAGGCUGUGAUGUGGGGGAGGAACGUCUACGACAGCAUCUCCAAGUUCCUCCAGUUCCAGCUGACUGUCAACGUGGUGGCUGUCAUAGUGGCCUUCACUGGGGCCUGCAUUACACAGGACUCUCCUCUGAAAGCAGUCCAGAUGUUAUGGGUUAACCUCAUCAUGGAUACCUUCGCCUCUCUUGCCCUAGCAACAGAACCACCCACAGAGUCCCUGUUGCUACGUAAACCCUACGGCCGCAACAACCCUCUCAUCUCCUUGACGAUGUUGAAGAACAUCCUGGGUCACGGAGUCUACCAGCUCAUCAUUAUCUUUAGUCUCCUGUUUAUAGGAGAGCGUAUCUUCAACAUAGACAGUGGUCGUAAAGCUCCGCUCCACUCCCCUCCGUCAGAACACUACACCAUCAUUUUCAACACCUUCGUCCUCAUGCAGCUCUUUAAUGAGAUCAACGCCAGGAAGAUCCAUGGAGAACGCAACGUCUUCGACGGAAUCUUCUCUAACCCAAUCUUCUGUUCUAUCGUGUUCGGAACCUUAGUUAUCCAGGUGGUGAUCGUCCAGUGGGGAGGCAAGCCGUUCAGCUGUGCUCCUCUCAGCGUGGAACAGUGGCUCUGGUGUCUGUUCGUUGGAGUGGGAGAACUACUCUGGGGACAGGUGAUCGCCACGGUUCCCAGCGACCAAUUACCAUGUCUGAAGGAGGCGGGGGCAGCGAUGGCGGCGGUGGAGGAAGAGGAAGAGAUGGACGAAGGAGACGAAGAGGGAGAGAUUGACUGUGCUGAGAGAGAGCUACGACGAGGACAGAUACUGUGGUGUAGAGGACUAAACCGCAUACAGACACAGAUGCGUGUAGUCAAUGCCUUCCGUACCAACGUGUACGAGACCCGAGAGAAAACGGAAUCACGGAACUCCAUCCAUAACUUCAUGGCUCACCCAGAAUUCCUGAUCAAUGAUCUCAUCCAUAACAUCCCUCUGAUCGACGACACAGACAUCGACGAGGAGUCAGAGCUGAGUCGAUACCAGCACCACCUCCACCCUGCCCUCCGCAAGCCCCCUCCACCCCCGCCCAGCCCCCGUCCUCCUCCCGCUCCCGCCCGCCAAGGCCCUACCGACAACACAGUCUCCCCGUCACCCCUACCAACAUAAACAACAACGCAACACUGGUCACCUUUGGCAACACAAACAACAAGGCUGUUUCCCCAGGUAACCGGUGCAUCAAUUAUGAAGUUGCAACCAGAGCUACAACAGCGCUAGGGGUAACAGGUUCCUAGCCCCCUCCUCCUGUCCUCCUCUCCGUUGCUCUCCCGUCCUCCUCCUCUACUGCUUUCAGACAUCCUUAUAACUCAUGAACAGAUGCAGGGAGGAAAGGACAGACAGACUUACAGGCAGGAGGGGAGAGAGAGACAGGCUGACAGGGAGAAGAGACAAUAGACAGACAUUUUAAAGGAGAACAUUUUUUCACCAUCAAAGAGGAGGGGUGUAAAGGAGUCUAGGUUCUGACUGGAGGGAGAAGUUAAGCCCUUCCUUCCUGCUUCUUCUCUUAUCGCUAUUACCAGGCUACUAUACCACGGGAGAGAGGGGGAGUGAUCUGCUAUGACCAGGCUACUAUACUACAGGAGAGAGGAGGAGUGAUCUGCUGUGACCAGGCUACUACACUACAGGAGAGAGGAGGAGUGAUCUGCUAUGACCAGGCUACUAUACUACAGGAGAGAGGGGGAGUGAUCUGCUAUGACCAGGCUACUAUACUACAGGAGAGAGGAGGAGUGAUCUGCUAUGACCAGGCUACUAUACCACAGGAGAGAGGAGGAGUGAUCUGCUAUGACCAGGCUACUAUACUACAGGAGAGAGGAGGAGUGAUCUGCUGUGACCAGGCUACUACACUACAGGAGAGAGGAGGAGUGAUCUGCUAUGACCAGGCUACUAUACUACAGGAGAGAGGGGGAGUGAUCUGCUAUGACCAGGCUACUAUACUACAGGAGAGAGGAGGAGUGAUCUGCUAUGACCAGGCUACUAUACUACAGGAGAGAGGAGGAGUGAUCUGCUGUGAUUAGUACAACCAGGGGAGAACAGCUGCCUGCUCUUUCAAGGCCGAACGGGGCACUGCAGGCAACGUUUUGAGAAAGUAGGAUCCACCAAUAUAGUCAAUGGGAGUAUGACGAUCAUCGUGGUCAAUAUUUGUGGAUGUACCAUUUUUCCUAACACAAUCAUUGUACCAAUACUUGCUUCUAUUUCACCAGAUGUAUGUCUUUGAACCGAUUAUUUAAAAAUUGAUAAUAUGCAGCCUGCAGUACCCCGGUCAGUCUUCAGAGGGGGUAGAACUGAGGUAGCCUGCAGUACCCCGGUCAGUCUUCAAGAGGGGGUAGAACUGAGCUAGCCUGCAGUACCCCGGUCAGUCUUCAAGAGGGGGCAGAACUGAGCUAGCCUGCAGUACCCCGGUCAGUCUUCAGAGGGGGUAGAACUGAGCUAGCCUGCAGUACCCCGGUCAGUCUUCAAGAGGGGGCAGAACUGAGCUAGCCUGCAGUACCCCGGUCAGUCUUCAGAGGGGGUAGAACUGAGCUAGCCUGCAGUACCCCGGUCAGUCUUCAAGAGGGGGUAGAACUGAGCUAGCCUGCAGUACCCCGGUCAGUCUUCAAGAGGGGGUAGAACUGAGCUAGCCUGCAGUACCCUGGUCAGUCUUCAAGAGGGGAUAGAACUGAGCUAGCCUGCAGUACCCCGGUCAGUCUUCAAGAGGGGGUAGAACUGAGCUAGCCUGCAGUACCCCGGUCAGUCUUCAAGAGGGGGUAGAACUGAGCUAGCCUGCAGUACCCCGGUCAGUCUUCAAGAGGGGGCAGAACUGAGCUAGCCUGCAGUACCCCGGUCAGUCUUCAAGAGGGGGCAGAACUGAGCUAGCCUGCAGUACCCCGGUCAGUCUUCAAGAGGGGGCAGAACUGAGCUAGCCUGCAAAGCGUUUUUUUAUCCGCGCCAAACUUGAUGCAAAACCAUUGCCCACGAGUAACCUAGCAACAUUUAAAGCUGCGCUGACUGGUCAGAGUUCGGACCUUCCCUGUGAAUAAAUGGACGUGAGAGAGGAAGAACGCUAGAGGGGGAGUCCCCGCGGACGGGAAGUUCUGAGUUUGCUCAUGCCUGCCAUGCCACUAGCAAACACUGUGGCCCCAUCCAACGAUACCCCCGGACAGGGCCAACCAGGCAGAAUAUAACCCCUCCAACGAUACCCCCGGACAGGGCCAACCAGGCAGAAUAGAACCCCUCCAACGAUGCCCCCGGACAGGGCCAACCAGGCA
Messenger RNA from Oncorhynchus tshawytscha (Chinook salmon), 6822 nucleotides. Its product is annotated as plasma membrane calcium-transporting ATPase 3. Gene Ontology annotation, cellular component: intracellular membrane-bounded organelle; membrane. The record is from RefSeq and is a predicted model, not a curated record. The transcript has 27 exons. Gene Ontology annotation, biological process: regulation of cytosolic calcium ion concentration; calcium ion transmembrane transport. The coding region runs from base 992 to 4687 and encodes 1231 amino acids. Lineage: Eukaryota; Metazoa; Chordata; Actinopteri; Salmoniformes; Salmonidae. Gene Ontology annotation, molecular function: PDZ domain binding; P-type calcium transporter activity; ATP hydrolysis activity.